This is a messenger RNA of Durusdinium trenchii, 4690 nucleotides long. NCBI's taxonomy places the organism in Eukaryota, Dinophyceae, Suessiales, Symbiodiniaceae. The record is from the annotation of a GenBank genome assembly.
AUGUUGAAUAGCUCAGCCCAGGCAUUUUGGAAGCCGGAGAUUCAGGCGUUGCUUCCUCAACUAUUCAAGCGUCCUGGUCUUGCGACGAAUGUCCUGGGACCUGCUGUCAAAGAGAAUCAGGCCGUACGUCUGGAUGCUGACUGCUUGCGCCAUCAUCGGAAGUGCAGGUUGCAAACUGCUCGCCGCCACCUAGCUGGGACGAUAUGUGUCGCGUACAGCAAACGAGGAGCUGGUCUUGCUACAGAUGAUCCCACGAUAAUUCCAACAAUGGCAUGGCUGGCGCUACGGCGUCUUUGCCAAGAGCCAUCAGUGAUUCAAGAAAACGUCCGUGGAUGCCCUCCCACACUCUUCCAGGAGUUUCUGGGAGAUCUCUAUUAUCUACAGGUGAUCGAAGCUGACGCUGUGGAGUAUGGGAGCAGUUGUGCCAGAACCAGACAGUUCAUUGUCAUGAAGCACAGAAAAAAGGUGUUGGCAGAGAUGUCACCACUUGCAAGAUUCCUUCGGCGUUUCCACAGGGCAGUGAAUUACACAUGGAGGGAACAUUUUUUUGUUGACCUGAUGAACGACACAGACGACAUUCUCAGGAGUGAGGCUGAGGCAGAACUUCGUUGGGCAAUCAACAGGCCUACAUCGAAGGCACACAACCGUCGUGAGGAGCCCUUGGAUUUAUCAGAUCCCGCCAUCUUCUUCAGUGCUCUGACUGAGACUGAAUCCAUGUACUUGGAGUCAUACAACAGCCAAUUCCCUGGGCAGUGCUGGUCGCUCAAUCAGGACCCUGAUUCCGGUCACGGAUCUACCAGCACUGAGUGGUCUUUGCAAACCGUGAUCAGCAACUGCCACUUGAUGUGGUACCAUGAGAUGCCACAGCCACGAUGGAUGUUCGCGAGAGAAGUUCUGAGCUGUUUAGGCUACCCGGUUGUGCCUGGAGUCUUCAACUACAAGAGUGGCAGCUCGACUCCGUUUGCAAGGCUUUGUUCUUUCAAUUGGGACCGCGACCCACCUCGAUCUGCCAGAACUAUGUGUGAGCAGGCUGGAAACAGCAUGCAUCUUUUUGUCAUGACAGCGCUAGAGCUCCACACUCUUGUGAACUACCAGUAUGCCUACGUGCCGCCUUUGAUUGCCAACCUAGCCCUCGCGGCAAAGAACUUGCGCCGAGCCCGAGAGCAUCAGAAACAUGGCCCACCAAUGAAGAGGGUCAUGCCUCCUCGUCGACAUGGAAUUGAUUCCAGUGAGCGGAAUACGAAUGAAAAGGGAGAGGAAAAGACCAAGGAGACUCCUGUGCUUUUACCUUUCCCUGGGAUUUUGACGGGCUUGGACCCAAAGACAGACAAGAGCAAGGUGAAGGAGGACAUCUACAACCGUGAGAAAAAUCUGUCUGUCGAAUAUCUAUGGGGGUCCUUGGAUGGGGCGCCGCUUGUGGACGCAAUUCUUUCUUGGUUCUCAGACACAGAGAUUGAGCACCUGCCGUGGUACUUUACUUCGGAAGAGGAUUCUUGCCAAUACCGUACCAUCCAACGACACCCCUUGUCCAGAAGGAUCCAAGAAAAGACGGUUCUUAGGUACCGGCGUCGUAUUCAAACCGAGGGCCUGAGUCAACGUGUUUCAGGUGAAGCUGUGAUGAUGUGGAAAAGCGAGGACCGGAAGUAUCCUUUGAUGGCUCUGGCUUUCAAUCAUCGCGCUGAGGCCUUCUACAGGGCUGAUGAGGUUGAGACAGAACAGGGCGAGUGCAAUCCAUACGUGAAGUCUGCCAAGGACAAAGGCUUGACGCGUGUCCCUGUGCUUCAUCCUGGAACUGGGGACCGGAUUGCAUCAAAGCUCAUCAAACUGAUGAAUGAAUACCAUGAAGGAAGUGGCAUCUCCUUUAUAGAUUUCUUCGACGAAGCUUUGAGCCUUGAAUCAUUGUGGAAAACACACUGCACUGAAAGCAGACUGACCAGUCACAAUCCGAACUACGCUUCCCUUCAACAACAGUUCAUACUGGGGGCUGCAAAGUCAGCAGACUUCAGCAGUCUGUUCAGCUGUUGGGAGCACUACAAGGAUACGGUCGCCCUGGUGCAUUCCAUGAGCCGCCUAGGCAUCAAAGAAUCGUUCGAGGAAUGGUGUAACAACAAUGUGGAGUUCCUUGAGGGCUCAAUCUCACCUCAAAAAGUCAUCACCCAGAUGCAUUCCAUUGCCCUCUUGGUUCAGGGCAACAUGAGGCGCUACUACAGCAAGUCCCUUCAGGCCAUUGUUGUGCUAGAGGCUCUCACGCUGUUUUUGCAGUACUCUGCUGUGGGUGUAAAGAUUGAGCCCAAGUGGAUUUUCAAGGAGGGCAGUGCUGAGAAUACACGACUCAUGAACCUCAUCAACCUCCCCAUGCUAAAGUCCCAGGCGAUCAAGAAGUUGACCUCAUCAUCAUCCGCCAGCAAUCAGGUUCAGCGAAGCGCUGACAAGGACAGUUUGAAGAAGAGGAUAAAGUCAGAGUUUGCCAAAGCCCUGGAAUCCGGAUCGUCUUCUUCAAGUGUGAAUGAGCCAAACACUGGUGGUGGUGAUGAGAACGAGCAAGAAGUAGAUCCAAAGCGCCAGCGAACCGGCAAGAACUUGCUCAAGAGCAUUGCCUUCAAGGGCUAUGAUGAGCGUGAAAAGGCUAGCUAUGAUGUCAACAUCAUGUCCUUCCAAAACGAUACGAGCAGGCCCGUUACAGCUUUGGAUGAAAUUCUGAGUGCUCUUCUCUUCGCGUGCAAACUUUUUGAGAAGGAGACGGGCAACCAAACAUCUUCUGAGGCCAACAAUCAAUCAGCUUCCUUGUCGGCCAAGAAGAAGAAGUCAUCUGGAGAUUUUGCUUUGGGAGCAGGUGAUGGCAGCAGUGACAAAGAUCCCGAGAAGGAGAUGGAGGAACUUGUUCAGAAGUACCACCCCGCUUUGAGCUUUUGUUUGAUGAUGUGGCUGAACUUUGCUUUCACGGGGGAGACGGUUGUGAAUUGCAAGCUCUUCAGGGCGUAUUCCUUGCUGCGGACAGAGCUACAGAACGUCAUGAUUAAGGAUAAGAAGGGCAAAAAAGGCGCCAAAGAUCAAGCUGAUGGCUCAAUCUCUGCCCUGCGCUUGGCUGAGAUUCUUUGCAAGACAUUCUCUGGUGCUGCUGCAGAGUGCGUGGCGGCUGAAGAUGAUGAUGAUGAAGAUGCCGCCUUGAACCGCAUUAUGACCGUGGUUCGCUCGAAGCAGCAGGAGAUCAUGCAGCCACUGAAACAGUUCAUGCAAGAGUGCAUCAACUUGCCACUCACCCUACAUGCUGCACCGCGAGAUGCCAUGGCUGAUUUGGCUAGCUUGGGCAAAUUGAGGACUGGUCAUGGCAAGGCUGCCUCAUCAACGAACAUUAGGGAUCUGACCCAUGUCAUGUCCUUGAUCAAAGGGACCAUUGAAGGUGCCCUCCCUUUCACUUGGCUCGCCUUUGGUAUGGACGUGGUGGAGAUCUUCAAUAGCAGGGGCUAUUUUCCACAAGGAACUGAGGAGGUGUUUCCUACCACCUCACAAUUGCAGGCUUUGAUUUCUUUGCGGAGCAGGUAUGUCCUUUCCAUCUUGAUUGAGGCCAAGGACUCCUUUGAGAUGUGGAAAAUUUCCUUGCCCGAGGGUCUGAUUCAGCUUUUGAGCAGCCUUGCGCCUGUCAUGAAGUUGUUCCCAUCUGGGGCUGGUAGUUCUUCUGGUUCUACAUCAAACAUGGAGGAAACAGCAUCAAAGCAGGCUGGGGCACUGGUCAGCCUGAUCACAGCUUACGACAAUCUUCAGCCACCAUCAACCUGGGUGGAAGCAUGGGUGAGCUUGCUGGCAGCUGGGAAAGAUUUCAAGGAAUUGGGACCCUUCCUUGAGAAGAAUACGGGAAUCUCACAGUCUACCAUUGCUGCGUCCGUGAAGCAGCAGAGGGUUCAAACUGAGACACCUGCUCCUGCUGAUGAUGAUCAGGCUGGGAGGGUGGAAACAAGCAGCACGGGCAAGGUUGACGGCAACGACGAAGAGAUGACUCCCAAGCUGAAGAUGGAAGUUGCUGCUAAAGCUGAAGAUGUUAGUGCUGAACCUUCGGCUUCCACUAUUCAACACAUGCUUUGCCUCAACGCUGUCAAUACCUUCAUUGACAUGUCUCAUGAAGGGUCAGAAUACCUGCAUCAUUCCGAGCACGCAAAAACAUUGGGUCUCCAUGCAGCAGACAUGUUCAGCGCACAGGGAUUGAAGGUCCUUGAACACAAGCUGACUUGUGUGGUUUGGAAGAGCUUUGAUGCAUUCUCCACGGGGAAGGACAGCGUGUUCUUGAACCUCCAGUCACAGGAUAGCAAAAGCAGAGUCCAAAUCAAGAGGCCAGUUUCGAAGGACUUGUGCUUGCCAUUUGCAGGCCCCGUCACCCAAAACCCACAAGUGGUGAAGGACGGCAAAGGCUUCCAUGUGACUACUCUCUUCGGACUUCCCUUCUACAUCUCAGCAUUGUCUGGUGAUGUGUUGUCGCAGGAUGUUUUGGUACCUGCAUGGACGGUUCGCUCUGUGACAAAGGCAGAUGCGGCAUACUUCCUCCCGGGUUCCACGAAAGCUCAGGUCUUGCUUCAGGUCCCUGACCAUGUUGAGAAACCUACGUUGCUUGAUGUGGAGUUGAUGUUCGUGCACCCAAGCCAGAUGGAGGAGGCAAAACAAACUGCGAAGGAAUAUUGCUACAAAUUUGGGCGCUAUU